ACCACAACAGGGCGGAAAAAUGGGACAUUUUGAUGAGCCAUCAUUAAAUGUGCGUGUGUAAAUUAAAGUACACUCUGGUCACUUGACGUGCCUGAAAUUCAUUUCGCUCCGCUCGCUUCAAAGCAUACAAUUACACUGCCGCAUCCCUUGCAUAUUUUGUCCUUCUUUCCCAAACUUUCAAUCGCUUACCUGAAGGAGUUAAAAGUAACUCGACUCCCCUUAUCGUCCUGCUCUUCAGGGGAGGGAAUUGAAUAUAAAACCCCGGCGACUGCUGGCGCGGUGCUUUGACGCUCGCCAGGUGUUUUGUGGAGACGGAGGACGAAGCGGAACGGACAAGGAAAAUGAAGGUGUUCUGUUUCCUGCUCAUCUCCUACCUAAUGCCAUCAUUGGUGUAUAGUGUUCCAAAGGUGAAAAGACAGACAGAUUAUUGGGGCCCUUGGGGAGAGUGGAGUGAAUGUAGCCGGACCUGUGGCAGAGGGAUAAUUGUUAGCCAAAGGCACUGUUACUCCCAAAGGACAGAUGGAGGGUCGAGCUGUGUGGGUCCUGCCAGAAACUUUCGCACCUGCAACAUUCAGGACUGCCCUGAGGGCUCUCGGGAUUUUCGUGAGGAGCAAUGCUCCAAAUAUGAUGGAGUUAAUUUUCAGGGUAAACAUUACAAGUGGCUGCCAUAUUAUGGAGCACCAAACAAAUGUGAACUGAAUUGCAUCCCCAAAGGAGAAAACUUCUACUACCGCCACAGGGAAGCAGCGUUAGAUGGGACGCCAUGUGAACCUGGCAAGCGAGACAUUUGUGUGGAGGGAGUGUGCAAGCAACUUGGUUGUGACAACAUGUUGGAUUCAAAUCAGAAAGAAGAUCAGUGUUUAGAGUGUGGUGGGGUUGGAAAGUCCUGCUAUCCAGUUCAAGGGACUUUUGAGGUGGCAGACCUCCCUAAAGGUUAUAAUCAGAUGUUUAUCAUUCCUGUUGGUGCUAUGAGCAUCCGAAUUCGAGAAGUGGUCCCUACAAGAAAUUUUCUGGCUAUAAAAAAUGUCCGAGGGGAGUACUACCUGAAUGGGCACUGGGUCAUUGAUUUUCCUCGUGCUGCACAUAUAGCUGGCACAGUCCUGCACUACGAGAGGGGAGCUGAGGGAGACCUGGCACCAGAAACUAUCUGGGGAAGGGGACCCACUACGGAGCCACUUGCUGUGGAGCUCAUCAGCCAGGAGCCAAAUAAGAAGGUUGAAUAUGAAUAUUACUUACCGCUACAGAGUCAGCGUCAAGGGUAUUUCUGGAGCUUUGGGUCCUGGUCUGAGUGCAGUAAAGAGUGUGGGGCAGGAUACCAAGCGCGUCUAGUUUUCUGCACCAUUGACAAUGAGGCGUACCCCGAUUACUUGUGUGCACACCUUUCCCGACCUGCUAGUAACAGAACUUGCAAUGUUCAGGCCUGUCCUCAAACUCGACGGAUGGCCUACCUCUACCUGCCACAGGUAUGGAAACAGCAUCGACACCAGCGCUCAGGGGUGUACAGUUGGAAGACUGGCGAGUGGAGUGCAUGCUCUGCUUCAUGUGAUGGAGGUACUCAGACACGCACUGUAUUUUGUCUCAUUCAUGACACAUCUGGGUCCAGAGUAGUAGAGGAUGCACAGUGCCAGGCUUUUUCUUCCAGGCCACACACUCAGCAGGCCUGCAACUUUCGCCAGUGUGCAACUUGGAGUGUUGGUGAAUGGUCAGAGUGCUCAGUGACGUGUGGUGAAGGCGAGCAAACCCGGCCAGUAGUUUGUACUUCAAGCCAGGGCUCCCGUAUUCAAGAUUUUGCUUGUUUAUCGUUACACAAACCGGCAGUCACACAGAUCUGCGAAAGACAGGCUUGUACAACUGAGAUUAGCUGGCAUAUUGGCGACUGGGGCCUGUGUUCAAAGAGCUGUAGCUCAGGUCUUAGGGAACGUCAGGUGAUCUGUGCUGACCGGGAUAGAAAUUUCUACAGCUCGGAGCUGUGUUCUGACGUCGAGCGUCCUCCUACUGUGGAAACCUGCAAUACCCAGCCCUGUUACUUAUCACAGCAGGUGCCUAGUAUGCCAGACCCUCGUGGCUAUGACAACACCCGUCAUGGAAUCUUGGUCCCUUAUAUCCCACGUGAAUCUUCCACAGGGUACAGGAGAACAGAACGCAGGGAAUCUGUGGGGGGAACGACAGUCGAAGAGGAACGAGGAAGGAACAACUUACCUUAUAGGUGGGAUUACCAUCAGCAAUCCCGUCAAGACUCUUCUCUGAACCCUGAUCGUGGCUGCAUCCAUUCUCAACAUGGCUGUUGCCCAGAUGGUCUCACACCGGCACGAGGGCCUCAGUGGUGGGGCUGCCCAGGUUACAACUGCGCACAGACCAGGUAUGGAUGUUGUCCAGAUGGUCAUACAGCAGCAGAAGGUCCAAACCAAGCUGGGUGUCAUCGAUACGCUGGUGACAGUAACAAUGGAGGCACCAGACCAUCGUCAAACACUGAUCCUCCUUCUCAUUCUCAGACUCGGAGGACCCCAUCAGAUGUGUGUCGAUCUGCACCAUUUGGUUGCUGCUUUGAUAAUGAUGUGCCUGCCGCUGGCCCAAAUGGAGAGGGUUGUCAUCAGCAGCCCAGUUACCCGUAUCCUCUUCACUGUCUUCUUCCCAGUGCCAAUGGCCCAUGUGCGGAUUGGACUAUUCGCUGGUACUUCAUUCCAUCAACUGGUGGUUGUAACCGCUUUUGGUACGGAGGCUGCCAAGGCAAUCGCAACAAUUUCCAGUCAGAGAAAUCUUGUCUGAAGGAAUGUAAACCGCAAGGAGAAAAUGUCGGGUUGGACUAUGGAAGCCAUUUCACAAGGCAGUUGCAUCCAGUAGCAGGAAGGGGACAAGACAUCAUGGCUCAGACUGUCAACUUAGGAAAGGGUGUUUCAUCUGAUCGCAGCCAGCAAAGGCUAGCAGUGCAAGGUGGGCAGGAAACUCCAAGGGGAGACACCUGGACAGUGCCUCGUGACGAAUAUGCACCCAGCAGUACCAGUCCAGUAAACUCUCAAAAUAAUCACAAAGUUUUAACAGUUUAUCACAGAGGGGAUCCACUGUUGACCAUUGAAAAGAAUCUGGAUUCUCGAGUAUCAAGUUAUGCUAAUGGCAAAGGGCAAACUGAAGUGUCCUUGGCUUCCAAAGGACAAAGUAUGGGAGUGGAUGGUAAUAACAACAGGAGGUUUUAUGACAGAGAGUCACGGGUGAAUUUUGUGAAGGGUCAACACAGACUUAUACAUGGUGGGUCACAGAAAACACCCUCCCCUAUGAAUUCUAACCAUGGGUCAAAAAUAACCGAUGUUCUCAGUACUAGUCAGUUCCCUUUUGACCAAGAUAAUCACAGAGUUUCAAGUAAAUCUGAACACAUAAUCCACACUUCAGAGAGCAUUAACCCUGAAACAGUUAACGUCAGAUACCCUACUGAUGUAGGGAUGGCGGCUUUCUUUCCAGCCAGGAAUCAGCAAGGAAGGGGUUCACCUGUAUUCUCACAGGUGAUCACCUCAAAGCCUGAGGUUGCAAAACACCCAGCAAAAUCCAGAGAAGAAGUAGAAGAGGAGGAUGACUCGGGUGCCAAAGAUGAUCACCAUACUGGACGGCCUGCGCGUACAGAGACGAGUCUCCAGUCUCAAGUUGGAGUGGUGCGUGGACAGAGUAAUGCUGCGGUGGAUUAUCACAACACACCGAAAGUGCAAAGGCUAUCCAUUGAUAAGUCUGGUCCUUCAUCAGUCACAGGAAGGCCCGGCCAAAUGGUAAGACUUCCUUGCAGGUUCUCUGCCAGUUCCUCUGUGAAUGUUGAGUGGAGAAAGGACAGUCAUCCCAUCCCGUCCUCCAGGUACAACCAGGAGCCUGAUGGUACUCUGGUCAUUGAUCCACUUACAGCCCAAGACUCUGGAUGGUUAAUGUGUGUCAUUUCAGAUGGGAGGGAAAGAGACCACCAUUUCAUUCACCUGUCUGUCUCAGAAGAUGCCCGUCCUACGGUGUUACCCUCGAAGCAGCAAGGAGGCAGCUUUGUGUCUGGACAGGCGGUGGACCUUUCUCCUCAGAACACUCCAUCAGUAGUGCCACGGCCAUCACAUCAGGGGUCUCACAGGCAGAUCAUUGAUAAGUCAGGCCCAUCGACGGUGGCAGGAAGACCCGGCCAGACAGUGAAGCUGGCUUGUAAGAUCCCCUCCUCUUCUGAUGUUAUUGUCGAAUGGAAGAAAAACGGCCACCUGCUGACGUCUCCCAGACAUACACAGCAGUCAGAUGGCUCCUUGAUUAUCAGUCAGUUGAGAAGUGAAGAUGCUGGCUCAUACUCCUGCUCAGCCUAUCGUGGAAAGGAGAGAGACUUCCUGCAGCUGCAACUCAAAGUACACGGGGACCUGAAGAUCACAGUCGCUCCAAACAAUGUGCAAGUGUCAGAAGGAAGCAGUACUCAGCUGCCCUGCGUGGUGUCCGGCAACAACGUCAACAUCCAGUGGUCUCGGAAUGGCGCCCCCGUGAGACCCGAUGGAAGGCACGUGCUGGUGUCCCCAGAUGGCGGCCUAAUUCUGAAUAACGUGAAGCCUGCUGACGAGGGCGCCUAUACCUGCAAUGCCUACACGGGGUCCUACUCUGUCAGUGCCAGUGCAGAGAUCAAGGUCAUGAAGCCAUCGCAGCAAGUGCUGCCGUCAUCAGUCAGCAAUCACUUUUGCAUAGACCAGCCUGACCUCGCCAACUGUGACUUGAUCGUCUAUGCCAAGCUCUGCAACAAUGAAUAUUAUUCCAGUUUCUGCUGUGCCAGCUGUUCCAGACCUUCCCCAAGAUCUCGGAAGCACGCGGAAGACGGCAGUAAACAUGCAGAAGAGCAGACAGAGAAAAGUGAGAGGGUCUAGUGAGGAGCCGCCGCCAUGAAGCCAACUUGAUUCCUUCACUUAGACACUAUGAGCCUCCAAUGGCAUUCCAGUAAACCGUGAGUGGGAGACCUGGGUGCAGUCAUCCAGUGGGAAGGGGAUUAUGGGCCAGUAACAGAUGCCUUCAGUGCAGACCUUUUAUUUUGUUUGGUUUUGACGACAUUUAUAAUUCCCAAGCAAGUCUCCUUAUACAUGUCUGCAGGGAGAGUGGGGACUUGCAUGGAGGGGGGUCCUGGCAAAGCACCCAAAAAAAGUCACCAGGUGCAAGUGAAAGGCCACCACUGCUCCAUUUACAGGUUUGAUUGACAUGUGGCACAAUCCUUUGUGUGUCAGCAAACAUAUCAGACAACAGCAGGACUCCACCGGUCCACAUCCACAGAGCUGGUGCUCUCAUUGUACACUUUUCAGAAUAUCUACCUGCAGGCAAGGUACGUAAAACCCCUGUUUUCACUGUCGAUCAACAACCAGUGGGCAGCGAACAGCAGGAAGGCUGCUUCGUAAAAGAAGGUCUCCACAUCCAAAGGUCAAGUAUCACAAAAAACGAAAUGCGACAACAGUGCAGCUGAGCAAACGUCAUUACAAAAGUGCCUGAGACAGGAAACGAGUCCAGCCGUGAGUUUAGUGAACCAUGAUUUUCCUGGUGGAGGGCUGUUGUUUGAAUUUCUCCUUUACUGGUGAAGAUGGAUGUUUCCACUGCAUUCCUUUGCCUCUUGCUCUCUGGCUCCCAGUGAUGGACCCCUGUCUCAUCUCCAGUGACUUUCUUCCCCAAAAUACUCAGAUCUUCUUCUUGAUUUAGGAAUUGGGUCGCAACCUCCAUGUGCAGAUCAGCAAGCUGUUUGAGUACCCGUCUUGACCAAACGUUCUGGUACCACACGUCAUUCUGCACUAUGGCAGGUGCAGAUCCAUAGCUGAUAUCCAAAUGUGCAGCAACAGCAGAGACCAUGCUAUGUUGGUGGUCUUCUGUGAUGAAGGCAUUCACCAAGUCAAUGAGAGAUUGAGUGUGCGAUGCUGAUGGUCCAUCAGCUCAAGCUUUGUCAAUUACACUUGUUUGUCCUGCUUCAGACCAUUCUGCCCAAUCAGAACAUUUUUGUCGAGUUCUGCAUUUUUCAGGUUUCACACCUUCCGCCCAAUGAAAUCUCACUAUGGUGCGACGAUGGACCAUCCCUGUUCAGUUGACCCUGGCUGUGAGUAGAGUAACGGCAGAGUGCUGUGCUGUGCCUGCUCAGACUACCCAUAAGCCAUUGUGAAUGUGUUGUCCAGCACCAUCUUCAGUCCGUUUCCGUGGUUACUACAUCAUUCCCUUUACUUUUGGAUUCGCCAGCAUGUUUGCUGGAGGUCUCAGUCACUGGGUCCUGCAGGUGAGCUCAGUCCUCAGUUUGGUUUUUAGAACGCAGUUGUCUGCCGCUCGUCCUCCAUGACACCUGUAGCAGUUACCUAAUUCGAUUUUUUAUUUUUUGUAAGCAGUGUAAUGACAAAAAUCCAGGGUCUCUAAAUUUGACGUUGUAAACAUUCAUUGAUGCAGUUGCUUCUUUCUAGCAGAACUGUUGCCCCUUGCAAGACCUUUGAAUGUCAGCCUUCAGCUUUGUAUGACAAGGAUUCCAUUUGAAACUGGUUUAUGAAAAGUGCGCCAUUGCUGUGAUACAGGAGAUGGUCAAGAACGUCCCACAGUCCCAAUGAGAACAACAUGCAUGGAAGAGGAGUGAGGCGAUGGACGAAGGAGCGCAGGCUUCAUCCACACCUGAGGCCGCUGGCUUCUAGAUUUGGGGUUAUUCAAACAUGGAGUUAAACGUGUUGUCAUUUUUAAUUGCAGCAUCUCAUAAUGCAGCGUUUCUCAACCACCGUGAGGGUCAUGUUGGGUUGUGGAGUGGGCCGAGGUGGGUUGGCUUCGGUAUUUCCCCACUCCGACAACUGCACUUGACUUAUUAAGGGGGAACCCACUCCUCUGACAAUCGCAUUUGAUUAGGACGGCCUUCCAUUGGUGGGCUGCAAAAACGCUUGUGUUGGGGAAAAUAAUAAAUAAGUGGGUCAUGAGACCAGAAAGGUUGAGAAACUCUGCCAUAAUGGAUAUGCACCUCGAAAGACCCCCUUAGCCUGAGUGUAAAUAAUAGCAAAUAUAAAAAGAUGCCAUGAAAUGUCUUCUCUCCCUGAGCUCUUCGGUUUGGAAUACAAACUGGAAUGUGCCACGUCUGGCCAUUAAAAAGAGACCAUUUAAACAGAACAUCGAACACUGGACGAGAAAGGGAUGCAGGUGUUUGAUUUGCUGGGGGUCAGGCUGUUUUUUUUAACAGCUAAUCCUUCUUCACGGAACAGUUAGGACCACCCAAGUCUGAUGACAAUGUCAGCCAUUGCAGGUGGGACUGUCUGGCUCUACUUUGUACCGCAUGUAGUGUGCUUUGGAUUGUGUUUUCUGUACAAAUGUUGCAUCAUGUAUUUAAAUUCUGCUGUGGCUCAAGAGGAACAUUCUUCACUAAAUAAACAGGGCAUUGUAAGCUUUGGCUCAGGUGGUCUUGGACUUGUCUCCUUCCAGCUACAGAUCUUUUAAAUAAAACUGUCCUAUGCUGAUACA
Messenger RNA from Polypterus senegalus (gray bichir), 7440 nucleotides. It is a transcript of the gene paplna, whose product is annotated as papilin a, proteoglycan-like sulfated glycoprotein. The record is from RefSeq and is a predicted model, not a curated record. Gene Ontology annotation, biological process: extracellular matrix organization. The coding region runs from base 342 to 4856 and encodes 1504 amino acids. The transcript has 28 exons. Gene Ontology annotation, molecular function: metalloendopeptidase activity; serine-type endopeptidase inhibitor activity. Gene Ontology annotation, cellular component: extracellular matrix. NCBI's taxonomy places the organism in Eukaryota, Metazoa, Chordata, Cladistia, Polypteriformes, Polypteridae.